Pseudogymnoascus destructans is the source of this 1935-nucleotide messenger RNA. It is a transcript of the gene PTC2, whose product is annotated as protein phosphatase 2C 3. Gene Ontology annotation, biological process: protein dephosphorylation. Lineage: Eukaryota; Fungi; Ascomycota; Leotiomycetes; Thelebolales; Thelebolaceae. Gene Ontology annotation, molecular function: protein serine/threonine phosphatase activity; cation binding. The record is from RefSeq and is a predicted model, not a curated record. Bases 464 to 1792 code for a protein of 442 amino acids. The transcript has 7 exons.
GUAUUCUACUCUACACCCUUUACCAAAUACCCCAAAAAGUACUCUACCACCCAAUUCACUACUAUAAGGUACUUACAACCCCCAAAUGCCCACUGCCAAAUUAGCCUUCCGCACCACCCUCAAUCGUCAUCCCCCACAUCCACCACCACAACCUGACCUAACCUCAUUCCCCCCUUCCACCUCCACCUCCACCACCACCCCCAUUCACGAAAUUCCUCACUUUCAAUACUCGCGUGCCUGUUAUAAUCUCAACCACACCUCGACCCUUUCGUGAUCCUCAUGAAUAUUGACUUCUAGCCCACCAUCCAACCCUAUCAACCCUCCAUCUCGCCCACCGCCGACCCCGCACCUCCAAUAGACACAUUGCGAUAAUUUUCUCAACCCGCCCUCUCAACCACUACUACCACGUGUGUGCCUGUCCGAAUCUCCGUGGUGUUCAAAGUGCUCAGAAUAUCACUUCGCCAUGGGCCAGACUCUCUCAGAGCCGGUUGUUGAAAAGCACUCGUCCAGCGGCGGUGAUGAGCGACUGAUAUACGGAAUCUCAUGUAUGCAGGGAUGGCGCAUCAGCAUGGAAGAUGCGCAUGCCACGAUUCUUGACCUACAGACCCAGUCCGACAAGCCAAGGCAAGACGCGCCUGCGGAUGAGCGGCUCUCGUUCUUCGGAGUAUACGACGGACACGGUGGAGCAAAGGUGGCCUUAUUCGCAGGUGACAAUGUGCAUCAGAUCAUCGCGAAGCAGGAGGCAUUCAAGAGAGGCGAUAUCGAGCAGGCACUGAAGGAUGGGUUUUUGGCGACGGACCGUGCGAUUCUGAACGAUCCACAAUACGAGGAUGAGGUUUCUGGUUGCACGGCUACGGUCGCAAUCAUCUCAGGAAAGAAGAUCUACGUAGGUAACGCUGGAGACUCAAGAGCCGUGCUGGGAGUAAAGGGACGUGCAAAGCCGCUCUCCUUUGACCACAAGCCGCAAAACGAAGGCGAGAAGGCCCGUAUCACGGCCGCUGGUGGCUUUGUUGAUUUCGGAAGAGUCAACGGCAACCUGGCGCUCUCUCGUGCUCUCGGUGACUUUGAGUUCAAGAAGUCACAUCAACUGGCGCCCGAGCAACAGAUUGUCACCGCAUACCCCGACGUAACGAUCCAUGACAUCUCUGAGGACGAUGAGUUUGUGGUUGUUGCCUGUGAUGGUAUUUGGGAUUGCCAGUCUUCGCAGGCUGUUAUCGAGUUUGUGAGACGUGGAAUUGCCGCCAAGCAGGACCUCGAGAAGAUUUGCGAGAACAUGAUGGACAACUGCCUGGCCUCCAACUCGGAGACCGGCGGCGUUGGCUGUGAUAACAUGACCAUGUCAGUCGUUGGUAUCCUUAACGGGCAGACUAAGGAGGAGUGGUACGAGAAGAUCGCACAGCGAGUUGCCAACGGGGAUGGCCCAUGCGCCCCUGUGGAAUACGCUGAGUUCCGCGGCCCAGGCGUUCACCACAACUUCGACGACAGUGACAGCGGGUACGACAUGGACAUGGACCAGCGGUCGAGAAACAUCGUCGCUGGUGGUAAGAAGGGGCGCAUCAUCCUCCUCGGCGACGGGAGCGAGAUCCUCAUGGGUCCUGAGGACGCGGACACGAUCGACAACGAGGAGGAGGAGGAGGACCUCGCAAGCCAAGCCCAGCCCGUCAAGGGCGACGAGCACGACCACCAGCCACUGCCAACGACCGCAGCGACCCCAGGCAAGAUUAUGAGGCCGAUCAUCGACGUGAAGGAGAAGAUAGAGAAUGCGGUGAAGGGAGAGGCGAAGAGCGAGUAAUCGGGGAUAGAUUAAUCAGCCAUAUUUGGCCCUCGUGCGCGGCAGGGAGGAGUGCAGGAGUAGUGGGCAUAAUCGUGCAUUGCUGUGCUGUGUUGGAGCUGGGCGAUCUAUUCCGGGAGGGAGUGUGGGAGGGAUAGGGCUGG